Cooperia oncophora is the source of this 228-nucleotide messenger RNA. NCBI's taxonomy places the organism in Eukaryota, Metazoa, Nematoda, Chromadorea, Rhabditida, Trichostrongylidae. The record is from the annotation of a GenBank genome assembly.
AUGCAUACCGACAAAACUCACUGGACCUGCUAUAGCUCGCCUUAUUUUCAGCGAGAGAUCAUCUCGCUUCAUGUUGGACAGGCCGGCGUUCAAAUUGGCAAUGCGUGCUGGGAGUUGUACUGCUUAGAGCAUGGAAUUCAGCCUGAUGGAAUCAUGCCUGGAGAUAAGACCCAAGGCGUCGAGGACGCCUCGUACAACACGUUCUUCUCGGAAACACAAAGCGGUUAG